AUGCAUCUACGGCGCACCCCAUCAACCCGACCCCAUACUGACGCGCUGCACAUCACCGUUACGUUCUCGAUCGAGGUCCGUCCAGAGGAUGUGUCUUCUGGAUUCGAUGUCAUGGAUAGCCAAGAGGCGCCUGCUGUCGACAAUGGGUGGCUCGCUCAUCCAGCUUCACCACUCCUGCUGCCUGACUAUGAGACCACACAGCUACUAUCUCGAACCAUCUUCACGGUGAGCAUGCUAGAUCAAAUUGCUCAAGAUGAGAUGCGCAACUUUGGCACCUUAUUUUUCCUGCCAGCAGAACCACCACUAGGACGACACAUCUUCUCCGUAGAGGAAACGACCCGUAUUCUUAGGACGGAGACGGCAAACGUUACGUCGUUCAGUCAUGCCUUUGGCGCAUCAAACAACUUGAGAGAUCACGCAGACGCUAUCGCUGUAGGAGAGGUCGAGAUGCUACUAACCACCACUACCUGGGCUCAAGAUAUCCUACCGCUCAAGAACACCGACAAGCCGCUCUUCCACUUCCUGUGUGACUCGUUCUACUCUCACACCCCACAGCAUAUUUUCGAUCGAUGGUUUGCUCUUCGAAAGUAUCUGAGUACGACUGGUCAGCUGCUUUCGGGUUUGAUACGCCAGGCUGAGCAAUUGCCUCGGAAGAAGUGGCCGCUUAUCGUACUUCAGUUGUACUUUGUCUUACUCGAUCACAAAGAAGCCCUAGAAGAGACCGCAUCCAUCGUCGAGCUAGAUGAUGAGAGUAUCCAAUGCAGACUGAGCGCCUAUUGUGCUGCCCUUCGCAUUAGACUUUAUCUCUGGAGAAUGACACGAGCGUGUUCUAUGUCUCGGUCGCGAACAUACAAGCGACAUGUUAAGGAUCAGUGUUUCAGACGCCACAGCAAACUGAUCUUCAACCUCAUAAGUCAAGAAUUCAGCCGUAUGCGAGACGACCAUUUCCAAGCCGUCGAGCGCCGCUUGGAUGGAGACCCGGUCGAGAUCACAGCAAUCACCAAGCCACUAUGCCAUCCGACGACCGAGUUCUGCACUAUUUGCCAGGAUAUGCAUAUAGGGUCCCAAUGUGUCAUGCCACUCAACUGCCAGUGCGUAUUUGGCCGCGAUUGCUUAAACCCGCUGCUGAAUCGCGAUUCGCCCUCAAGCUAUACUUGCCCCAACUGUCGAACUCGUCUGCAUGAGCCGUUGAAGUGGAUGCCUCUUCCUUCGAAUAAUGAGCGUGGUCGGCAGAUUGGACUGCUGUGGGCUUUACGACACAAUGCGACAUGGACUGACUUCUUAUCGCAGAAUGAGAUACUAGCUGAUCCGGAGCCAUUUACUCUGUACGAGAAAUGUGUUGGCAUUUUCAGCCGACUUAUGUAUGGACGAUAG
Messenger RNA from Cucurbitaria berberidis CBS 394.84, 1374 nucleotides. RefSeq lists its product as uncharacterized. The record is from RefSeq and is a predicted model, not a curated record. NCBI's taxonomy places the organism in Eukaryota, Fungi, Ascomycota, Dothideomycetes, Pleosporales, Cucurbitariaceae. The transcript has 3 exons. Bases 1 to 1374 code for a protein of 457 amino acids.